Seriola dumerili (greater amberjack) is the source of this 1526-nucleotide messenger RNA. RefSeq lists its product as uncharacterized. The transcript has 5 exons. The record is from RefSeq and is a predicted model, not a curated record. Gene Ontology annotation, biological process: canonical NF-kappaB signal transduction. Bases 251 to 910 code for a protein of 219 amino acids. NCBI's taxonomy places the organism in Eukaryota, Metazoa, Chordata, Actinopteri, Carangiformes, Carangidae.
CACAUUGGAAUGCGGAUGUCUUCCGGUCCGGUCGGGGGGAGAUUCAGUCACAUCCGUCAUAUGUCUGAGCCUACAGUUCCUGCUGGUAAUGAUCUCUCGGUUUGAGUGAGGCCUGUUUGAGAUGGAGGAAGCUCGACAGGAGAAGUCUCUGAAUCGAGCUUUUGUAAGAAAUGACAAGGAGUCCUGAAUUCUUGAAGCAGAGCAUGCAGACGGGCUUACAAGGGUAGCUGCAGAUCCCUGAGCUGGUGAGAUGGAGGAAGCGUACAGCGAACUGUACCAGGAGUUUCUUCGCCUGAGGUCACUUUGCCUGAGACAAGCGGCUCUGUUGCAUCAACUCACAACAGCUCUGCAGAAACAGCAAGGUGCCACUGUUCCUAAUGGAGAUCUGGGCGAUAUGAUGUCCAUCCCUAUCCAGUGUACACACGAGAUCCCUGUGUAUGUCCAUGUAAAGCCUCAACCACUAACAGCCGCAGCACACAACCCUGACGCACAGUGUGGCGUCCAUCACCUCUCCAGAAACGUGGGGACUUUCUCUGAUCUCCUUGCUGAAGAUAUGUCCAAGCUUUGCGUGGAUUUGCCUCUUCAGAGAAAGGAGGAAGGGAAGUUGGAACAGAAGGUCGCACCCCUGUUAACCCUGGACUGCUCGAAGUGGCAAGGCGCCUCCUCCAGUGGAUCAAAACAUCCAGGGCAAGCAGAUCAUCCUGGUAGAGACAGGACUCUGCACACAGCGAGGAUGCCUGUGUCUGGCAGUUCCCCCUUGGUCGGUGGCUUCAUGAGUCAGUCUGGCGGGAUGCUGAUGUCAGACGUGGUGCUGCAGUCUCACGUUUGCGACUUCUGCCAGGCCGUUUUCCCCAGUGACACAACCACCAGAGGGGAGUUCCUUCGGCAUCUCCACACGCACAUCACCUAAGGAAAGCUGAUCCUGCUUUUCCUCCUAACAUAUGAGUCAUGUGUUCGUAUGCUGUGGUGGAGAAGGUAAAACUCAGUUAACCUGAUCUCUGGAAACAACAUUGAAAUGGAUCUGUUCUUAAUAUAGUUAGCUGUUAGCCUAUGGAUGAACUGUGCACAUGCUGAUGCUUUUUCUGAGAUGUACAAUGAACGAUGGAAAUAGUCUUCCUGUGCUUCCAUUGUAUGUGCAAUUAUGGAAAUAUUGCAUCUCACUUUGUUGUUGUUGGUAACCUGUUGGUUGAAAUGGGUUCAGUUGUCACUAACCAGUCAAUAUUGCACCUGUGUAUACCUGUAACUUUAGCAUUUGUAUUCUUAGUGCAGAGUAUGAUAGUGGGGGGUCUUGGUUGAUCCCUGUUUUAUCCUGUUUGCUUUAGUUAUCGCAUCCUUUGAAUGAUCUUCUCAAACUCAGAUUAAGCACAAUCGUUAAUUAAUUUAACUACAAACUACAGUUCAUUCAAACAUGAAUCAAAUUAGAUUAAAUUCAAUUAUUUUUUUCCAAACUAUACCAUUAUUGUUUGACCCUGAAGAAGACGCAGUGUGAAAGUCAUUUGCACCUGAUCAUUAAAUUGCUAAAGUGA